AUGGGCCCCUGUACCGCCUCCUCAUGCUGCUGCCAGGCCCGUAAUCUGCCAUGGGCCCCCGUACCAACUCCUCAUGCUGCUGCCAGGCCCGUAAUCUGUCAUGGGCCCCUGUACCGCCUCCUCAUGCUGCUGCCAGGUCCAGAGUGUGUCAUGGGUCCCUGUACGGCCUCCCAUUGCUGCUGUCUCCAUCGCCACACUCUGCCAUGUGCCACUUUCAGGUCUCCUCACACUGCUGGUGGGUUCCAUUUUUGUCAUAGGGUGCUGUAUGGCCUCCCAUUGCUGCUGCCUCCACCGCCACACUGUGGCUCCACACUCUGGUUUUGGCCCCGUGACUGCCCAAAUGAGUGAAGUGUGCGGUGAUUCUAAGAUUGACGGCACUCAUCUGCAUGUCAUACUGACUGACAGUAUUUAUUU
Messenger RNA from Staurois parvus, 414 nucleotides. NCBI's taxonomy places the organism in Eukaryota, Metazoa, Chordata, Amphibia, Anura, Ranidae. The record is from the annotation of a GenBank genome assembly.